AUGAGUAACAUGUCACCGUUUGGUGGUGGAAAGAACCCACCUUGGGUCAGAAAUGCUGGCCAGGGAAUUCAAAAUAUCCAGCAACAAAUUAUUGGCCAGGCGAUGGGUGGGAUGGGGGGACAACAAAUGGUACAAUAUCAACAACAAACCCAGCAGGUUUAUCAACAAAGUUUAGGUUUACAGCAGCCAAAUAUUACAAUGGCUUCAAUGGCCCAGUUAGGGUCAAACUUGCCGUCGAGUAUUGCCAGUCAAUUAUACCCUCAAGUAGCAACAGUAUCAUAUCCAACUCCUAGAUCAUUGAACACAAACGCGUUUCAACAAUCAGUCACUGGAGUGUCUGCUCAGCAGGUCCAGCAAAAUGUAUCCUCUCCGUCUACAAAACAACGAGUUUUUACUGGAACAGUUACCAAAGUCCACGACAAUUUUGGUUUCGUCGAUGAAGAUGUAUUCUUCCAGACAAACGCAUGUGUGAAGGGUUCAAACCCUGUGGUAGGCGAUCGCGUGCUUGUAGAAGCUUCCUACAAUCCAUCGAUGCCGUUCAAGUGGAAUGCAACGCGAAUUCAAGUACUGCCAAUGGGUAAUAGCAAUAAUAGUGCUGGUAAUCAGCCGUCUGGACAGCAGAUAAAUCGCCAGCAGCAGCCAAGUAGACAAUCUGGCGGGUAUAAUGCUGUGCCACCUCCUAAUGACAAUAGUAAUAAUAGUAGUAGAUUUGUAAGUAAUAAUCCAACAAAUAACCCUCCAAGUAAUCGGAGCAAAGUUUCAAGAGUAAGAGAAAGAUCUCUACCUCGAGAUCGUCGUAACGACGAUGAAGAAAUUGAGCGGAAGCGUCGUCGAGAGGACAGAAUCAGGGAGCGAGAAAAAAAAGAGGAACGUAGUCCAUCUAGGGCACGCCGCAGCAAAUCACCCCGACCACGUCGACGCACCCGAGUUGUACCGCGCUACAUGGUACAGAUACCAAAGAUUGCACUUGAUUUAUGUUUAACUGAAGACCGCGACCCGGACCGCGACUACGUUCAUCCUACCCGACUAAUAAACUUUCUCGUAGGCCUGCGAGGCAAAAACGAGACGAUGGCGAUCGGCGGGCCCUGGAGUCCUUCCUUGGACGGCCCAAACCCCGAGAAAGAUCCCUCCGUCCUCAUUAAGACCGCCGUCAGAACUUGCAAAGCGCUUACGGGCAUAGAUUUGUCUCACUGCACCCAAUGGUACCGCUUCCUGGAGCUCUACUACAGGCGCGCUGAGACGACCCACAAGUCUGGCCGAGUGGUGCCUAGUCGUGUUGAAACGGUGAUACUAUUUCUCCCAGAUGUUUGGAGCUGUGUGCCUACCAAGCUGGAGUGGGAUGGCCUGCAUCUCAGCUAUAAGAAACAACUGGAGCGUAAGCUGCUGCGUGGCGCAUCUAGUCCCGACGAUGCCAUCCUCAUGAUCGAUGCCACCAAUGACGCCAAUGAUGAGGCUGCCGAUGACAUCGCUACUGAGAAGAAAGAUCCUACGCAUUACUCUGAGCUGGAUCCUAAGUCCAUGAAUGUUAAUGAAUUGCGCCAAGAAUUGGCAGCGAGAAAUUUAAACUCUAAAGGACUCAAGUCGCAAUUACAGGCAAGACUUGUUAAGGCUGUUAAAUCUGAACAGGCUAAAGAAGAAGGAAGGCAGGAUGAAGUUGAAGAAGAGGAGGAAGUUGCUGCUUCUAAAGAUGAUAUUAAAGAAAUCAAGGAGAUUAAGGAUGGUAAAGAAAUUAAGGAUCCUAAAGAAGAUAAAAAAAGCAAAGAGUAUGAUGAAGACAAGAAAAAAAAUAUAGAACGUGAACGUGCAUUAUUGGAAAAACGUUAUACAUUACCAGAAGCCUCAAACAUUAUUGUCCAUCCAUCUAAGACAGCUAAGAGUGGUAAAUUUGACUGCACUGUUAUGUCACUUAGUGUUUUAUUAGAUUAUCGUCCAGAGGAUACUAAGGAACAUUCAUUUGAAGUAUCAUUAUUCGCUGAACUAUUUAACGAAAUGUUGAUGCGAGAUUACGGCUUCCGUAUCUACCGAAGCCUGUGUAGUCUUCCGGAGAAGACCAAGGAGAAAGAGGAGGACAAGAAGAAGGAUAAGAAGGACGAUAAGCGUGAUGACAAAAAAGAUGAUAAGGAAAAACGGAAAGAUGAUGAAAAGAAGAGUAGUAAGAAGGAUGACAAAAAACGGGAGAAUAGUAAAGACAAAAAGGAUGAUAAGGAUGGUAAAGGUAAAAGCGAUGAUAAAGAACGAGACAAGGAUGACGAUGAAGAGUUCGAAGAUGAAGAGACUGAGGAUGAUGAUAAUUCAGUAAAAGACGGAAAACGUGAUAAAGAAAAAGACUCAAAGAAGAAAAAAGUAAAAUUGUAUACAUACGAUCCAUAUUUAUUGUUAUCGUUUGUAUACUUUGAUCAGACGCACUGCGGUUAUAUUUUUGAUAAAGAUAUUGAAGAACUUAUUUACACACUGGGAUUGAAUUUAUCUCGCGCUCAAGUUAGAAAGCUCGUCCAAAAAGUUGUCACGCGUGAUUCUCUUCACUAUCGCAAGCUCACUGACAAAGCUCGCGAGGAGGAUUCAAAGGAGGCAAAGAAAGACGAAGACGGAUUGGAGAAAUCUGACGGGUCUGUCAAGGGCGACGAGGAUGAAGAAACUCUUAAAUCUCUAGCUCUAGGUAAUAAAAAGUUACUGCCAGUAUUCGUUGGCAGUGGACCACCGUCAAAGCGAGCUCGUCGUGAAAACAGCUCCGACUCCCAGAACACAGAGUCUGUACCCGAAGGCUUUGUUAUGUUCAAGGGGUCGUUGCUGGAUUUGGAGAAGUUGGACAGCAAAUCCAAGAACGACUCCCGGUGGAGCGACAGCAAGAGCUCCAUAAAAAAAGAGCCCGAGGACAAGGACAAAGACAAAGACAAAGACAAAGACAGUAGCAGCAGUAAGAAACACGAGAGCAAAAAGGAGUUAGGUAUUAAAAAAGAAACGACUGAUACUGAUAAAGAUAAAGAUAAAAAAAAUUAA
This is a messenger RNA of Cotesia congregata, 2997 nucleotides long. The record is from the annotation of a GenBank genome assembly. Lineage: Eukaryota; Metazoa; Arthropoda; Insecta; Hymenoptera; Braconidae.